Messenger RNA from Scheffersomyces coipomensis, 1664 nucleotides. Its product is annotated as TFIIH/NER complex subunit. The coding region runs from base 98 to 1621 and encodes 507 amino acids. Gene Ontology annotation, cellular component: transcription factor TFIIH core complex; transcription factor TFIIH holo complex. The record is from RefSeq and is a predicted model, not a curated record. Gene Ontology annotation, molecular function: zinc ion binding. The transcript has a single exon. Gene Ontology annotation, biological process: nucleotide-excision repair; regulation of transcription by RNA polymerase II; DNA-templated transcription. NCBI's taxonomy places the organism in Eukaryota, Fungi, Ascomycota, Pichiomycetes, Serinales, Debaryomycetaceae.
AGCAUAAAAAAUGUAGCGCGCGAUACUCUAACCAUAAAGAAAUUUUCAAAAGUUUAAAAACUGGUAUGAAGAUUACUAGGUUAAGGAUAAGUAAACUAUGGAUGACUCAGAUGAAGAAUACCUCUCUCAACCAGUAGAGGAAACGGAAUCUCCAUCUCCAAGACCUUCUUCCAAUGAACCAGAAGGUCUGGAUGAUGAUGAUGAUGGGGUGUCUCGAAGAACUCGUUCCAAAAGAACGGAGAUCAGUGACUUGAAAGGUUCCAAUGGUUAUGCCUGGGAAGAUGAAUAUCAAAGAUCAUGGGAUAUAGUUAAGGAUAACGACAAUGGAGGAUCAUUAGAAUUAGUGAUUCAAACAAUGAUCGAAAAUAGAAAGAAAAAGAUUAUGAAGAAUCCUAGCACACCGUUUCAAAGGGGUAUCAUCAGAACGUUAAUAUUGAUCGUAGAUGGGUCAUUGGCAAUGCUUGAAAAAGAUUUAAGACCAUCCAGAUUUUACAUGACAUUAUCACUUAUACAAGACUUCAUUGUGGAAUUCUUCGAUCAAAAUCCAAUCUCUCAAUUGGGUAUAAUUUUGAUGAGAAAUGGUGUCGCUCAGCUUGUUAGUGAAGUUAAUGGAUCACCACAAUAUCAUCUUGAUAAAAUCAGACAGGUCAAAGCCAGACAGCAUAAUAAAUAUGAACCAAAGGGAGAACCAUCACUUCAAAAUGCGUUAGAGAUGGCUCGAUCGUUGUUGAAGUAUAAUUUUGGAAAUAAUACAAAUAGUACAAAAAACUCGAAGGAAGUUUUAGUCAUCUUUGGAUCUAUCUUUACCAGUGAUCCAGGGGAUAUACAUAGGACCAUCGAGAGUGUAGUUAAAGAUGAAAUCAGGGUAAAAGUUAUUGGUUUGACAGCUCAAGUGGCUAUUUGUCAAGAGUUGGUUAAUAGAACAAAUCACCAACAGAAAAACAUGGUUUCUAAAAACUAUGGUAUUAUUAUGAAUGAAUCACACUUCAAAGAGUUAUUAAUGGAUUGUGUUACGCCGUUACCAAUAACUCAAAAGGAAAAAGAAGUCGAAAAGACAGUAUCUAAAGGAGUUCCAUUGAUUCGUAUGGGAUUCCCUAGCAAGAUUCAACCCAGUUUAACAUCAAGUUUGAAUAAUGCCACAUUCACAAUCGAUUUUCCUCGACUAAGUGCAUCUGAUCCAACACACGGUUCCGAUGACUCUAGACAGGUUGUUGAAGUGAAUAACAAUAAUUCAAAUCCAGUAAGUACAGUAUUAACUAAUGCUGUAGGUUAUCAAUGCCCUCAAUGUAAAAGUAAAGUCACAAAUUUGCCUACAAUUUGUCCAGUUUGUGGCCUAAUGUUGAUCCUUUCUACUCAUUUGGCACGUUCAUAUCAUCAUUUAAUACCAUUAUCACCUUAUAAGGAGGUCCCAGUCAGUUCUACAUAUAAAAGUCUACACUGUUUCGGUUGUUUGUUAAAGUUUCCUAAGGGUGUUUCGUCAAAACUCAAAAAGAAAGAUACUUUAGAGGCAUUAACUAGUUCACGAUAUAGAUGUUUGAAAUGUGAAAAUGAUUUUUGUAUUGAUUGUGACGUCUUCGUUCAUGAGACUCUACAUAAUUGUCCUGGAUGUGAGAACGCAUAGCCUUUUAUUAUACAUAUAUACGAAAGAUUAAGUUUUAUUUACU